Messenger RNA from Protopolystoma xenopodis, 306 nucleotides. NCBI's taxonomy places the organism in Eukaryota, Metazoa, Platyhelminthes, Monogenea, Polystomatidea, Polystomatidae. The record is from the annotation of a GenBank genome assembly.
AUGUCUUCUUCCCAUGCAUACUUCCAGUUAAACAGGUUUCUCCGUCCUGCAUUUCGCCCACACAAAUUCUCUUAUUCCAGCGGUGCCGGACAUCCCCCGCACAUUCCUGUAAUGGUGGAUGAAGUUAUCGAUUUCCUCGCGCCGAAAUCAGGCCAAGUAUUUCUCGACAUGACCUUCGGGUGUGGGGGCCACUCUAGCGCGCUUCUCCACAAAUCUCCUGAAACUGUCGUCUUUUGUCUUGAUCGGGAUCCAUCUACAUUACCUUACAUGGACCAGCUUAAGUCAGUCUGCAGUAGUUUCUCUUGA